Molecule: messenger RNA, 1538 nt
Organism: Perca flavescens (yellow perch)
Lineage: Eukaryota; Metazoa; Chordata; Actinopteri; Perciformes; Percidae
Gene: ccdc34
Product: coiled-coil domain containing 34
Exons: 7
Coding region: 152-1177 (341 amino acids)
Source: RefSeq, a predicted model, not a curated record
UUACAGAAGCGGCGUUCAGUUGAGCGUGGGGGGCGUGGUGUAUCGUGGGGGAAAAAAAUUGUUUGCAAAUCAGUUCCAGCGUUGGUAAAACAAGAACGAGCAUAACAGCGAGACUUUUCUUCAUAUUUACGCACAACGACAUCCGCUAGCAAUGUCUGGAGGGAGGAUGCCCAACUGUCCUGCCUCUGCGUCCCAGGGCUUUAGCUCGACCCCUGUCAAAACAAGUCAGGGAAAGGACUUGCACAUAUCCAAGGGCUUGGACGACGGCAUCCUAUCCGACGACGAAGACACGUUCUCUCUGCUUUCUCCCAUCUAUCAUGACAGUUUUGACAGCGAUGAAGACCUGGAGCCCAGCCCAGCUCAGCAGACUUCACCCUGGCAGAGAGACAACUCAAGUCACGGUGUUUCACCAGUCAGAUGUGAGCUACCAAGAACACCGUCAGUGCAGAUGUUGCAUGCAGCUACGGAGCCUGCAGGCUCACCUACUCUCAGUGCAUGGGAAAUGUGGCUGGUGAACAAAGCCAAGGAAGACCGUUUAAAAUUGGAGAAACAAGCAGAGGAGGAGUGGUUAUGGAAGGAAAAAAAAGAACAACAAGAAAGGGAGCGGGAACAGAAAAAGAUUGUCAUGGAAGAAAAGAUCCAAGAAUGGCUCAGGAUUAAAAAACAACAGGAGAAGCACGAGCAACUUGUAAAACUGAGCAAAGAGGAGGAGGAGAUACAGAGACAGCGGGAGAAACAGACGGAGAUUGAACAGAAAGCUCAACAAAAGUAUAAAGACUGGCUGCAAAAGAAGAACCAAGAAAAAAUAGAAAUGGAAAAGAAGGAAAAGGAGAAAGCUGUCCUGAAGGAGGAGCAGGAGAAAGAGCGCCACAAGAGGGCAGAGGAGAAAUUUAAAGAGUGGCUGGCAAAAGCCAAUGAAAAAAGCAGAGCGAGUCCAAAAUCACCUUGCUACCCAACAAGUCCCUAUGACAAGUCCUACCCAUCACCCAGCUUCUGCAAUCCAAUACCCUGGAAGCCUAUUCACGUCCCUCCUCCAGAAACCUCACUGAAUAAGACACCUGGCAAGAAAACAACGAAAAUUUCAACAAACCAACAACGGAAAUGUCAACAAAGCCCCAGCACCGCUUUUAGACUGAGAAACUCUGCGAGGGCAGCACAGUUGCUGCAGAAGAGAUGACAAAGCAGACCGACAUCUAUGACUGAUUUGGUAGCUUAGUUACGGCUCAAAUAUGAUUUCAUCACCGCUCAUCCACUCCACCACAUGUCCUAAACUGACACUGCCAAACCACAGAAUCAUUUCUGUUCUAAUUCUCUGUCUACAUUUUGGUUUGUUAUAUGUAGUACACUGGAGUGAUUUAGUAAUAAUGCAGUAGCUCAAAUUACCUUUGUACCUAAGGAUGUCUGAAUGUUUGGGAUUUUUACAAGAUUUUACAAAGAUAUUUAUCAUUUGUUAUAGACAUUUAAGAGCCUUGCGUUUAUUUCGUUUUAUCCUGUAAAUUUGCUUAUUAGAUAAAAGAGGCAUUAUCAUAGUUCUUUUC